CUGUUCAUUGCAGGGGAGUUGGACUAGAUGGCCUUUAAGUGUCCCUUCCUAUUCAAACAAUUCUAUUAAGUCCAUUCCUACCAGACCCUUCCUACCUUACACUCUUGAAUUUGCAGUGCUUCAUGCCAAACCCAUAUAGGCUGACAACAAUUUAAAAGAAGAGGUGAAUAUUAAUGAAAAGUAGAAUGUGCACCAAAAAAAUAGCAUUUAGCAUAAGGAUUAUCUGGGUCUAAGACGUACAGCAGGAUUUUGUUCUGCAGUCCAGCUGAUCGAGCAGGUGCUGGAUACCACGAGAAGCCUUUUUUCCUGUCUCCAUGCAGAGGAUUUAUGUUAAGAAAUGCAGUUAAAGUGUCAGCACUAAAUCACCUAAAUUCCUUGAGAUAAAUUAAAACGCAGCUGACCCAACAAAAAGCACACAUAAAGGAUGCUGGGUUUUGUCAAUCCAGCAGGGGGAAAAGACCACAGGAGACUCCAGCCAGGCAAGGAGAGAACUCUGAAAUAAUGAGAAAAAUAGGCAGAACUAUAACUUCAGAGGGUGAAAGCAUGAUACUACUCUUCAAGUGCCAGCUUCCUCCAUGGAACAGCUGCUGGGUCUCCCCCAUCGUACCCUGGGGACAAUCCUUGCUCCUUUCUCACUGCACUACAUAUCAGUGCACCACAGGGUCUCUCUCUGUGGAGACGAGCUGCUGCUGACCUGGUCUCAGGGUCCCCAGGCUAGAGGGCUGUAGGGGAGUUUGCCUUUAACCACUGGGUUUCAGCAGUCUACAGCAAUGUAUUUUUGCCUUGCAACUAAUCUCAACCAUUCUGUAGGUGCGUGUUUUUAAAUGUCAAGAGCCACUCUCUUACACCUCUUAAGGAUCCCUUGUGCCAAUUCUGCUCAAAUAUUACAUUCUAGAGCAGAAUAAUUGUCCCCUAAAAUAUCAGUAAAAUGAGAACUGAGCCCUGUGGAAAAGCUGAUUAUGGAGAAUGGUAAUCUUAAAGCCUUUGUGGGAUCAGAUGAAUAUGGUAUUCAUGCAAAGUGUUUUGCAGUGGGAUAUGUUAUACAGCCUGAGUUAAACUUGCGUUACACUUGUACUGCAGUUGCUGACAUAAAAUAAUACCCUUCUAUGAGAACCAACUCUAAAAAGCACAUUUAAUGAGAACGAGCACUCCAAAUAUCCUGGAAAUAUAUAUGCAAUUCAUGAGAUCACUAAUGGCAUUUAGCACAGCUCAUUAGCUCUCUGGGCCUGAGUAGCACUGAGCAUAGCAUGGUAUCACCUAAAUGUCAAGAGUGUCUGAUGAAUAAGCCAGGCAGCCUGUACAUGCCACCGAGUGCGGAGGGAAAGCAUCCCUCAUUCAAGAGCUGAGCAGAUCUGCAGCCUCUCCAGCUCAGUGCUCAUAAAAUUCCUCUGCAUGGCAAGACAACCAGUGUCCCACAUCAAAGCUAGAAUGGGAUGAAGCAAUUUCUCUUUCCCUCUAGUAUCUGGAAGAAAAGAUGGGGCUCCCAGGUCAAAGCGAAACGUGCCCAUGACUCUGGUUGCAUGUGUUGACUGAACCAGACCCAGACUGCUGCUGUGGGGCUUUCAGUAAGGCUGCCUGGAAUUUCCAUCCUCUGGAAGUACUACUGUGUUUGGAGAAAAAGAAGAAGAACUAAAGAAACACCUGCAGAAAAUCUGAUACAAAAAUAAACCAAGUAUUUGGAACAAACCAGAUUGUAUUCUACAGCUGGCUAUGAGUCUUUGGGUCUAUUAAAAAAAAAAAAGUCAUAAUUCUCUGGCAACAGCAAAUCAUUCUAGCAGACAAUUCCCCAUUCCUUCCUAUGUUAGUUCUUGGGAUUUUUUCCCUCAAAUAGAAACCUAAAACAAAAAGUAUUGCACAACUGGACUAAGGAGUAAAAGAAUGCCGCUCUUGAGCCAUAAGUACACAGGCAUUGAGUUGAUGCCACCUGAAUCAACAGAGAGUGCAGCAGAUGGGGAUUUUAACAUGGUUUGUGCAAUUAAUCAUUAAUUUAUUUUUUAAAGCCAUCACCAUGAAUCUUCCCAGAGCAGACUGCUACUCUGCCUGUUAUGAAUCACUCAGCCAGUGCAGGAUGAGAUCAUUAUCAUUUCAGUUAGCAUUUCUGAGGCUGCCAAGCAUCCCUUGAGUGCUUCCUGCAGACCCAAAGCAUGGGGCAGCAGUAAAGAGUGUGGCUGGCUGCAAGCUGAGACUCCAUGCCAACACACAGAGUGGAAAUCGUGGAUUGCUGCUGUGCUGCCAUUGCCAGUGCCUUGGUCGCACUGGGAAUUUCCUCCUCCUUUUGAAAAUUCCCACACUGUAAAGUCCAAGGACACAGCACAAAGACUGUGAGGCAACUUAUGAAAAAUAAGGAUUUUCUCUUACCAUUUUUUCUUUUUGGUGUAAUUUCCUGCCUGUUUUAUUGAAAUAACAAUGACAUCAGAGGCAUGAUGUAGCAAUAGGGCAAAGGGAAGCAGCUGAGAGCCAGAGAGCCAGCAACACAUUUGUGUGGAAGAAAGGGAAAGGAAUGGAGUGAAGGGGAAUUCAUGAAUUACUUGGCAAGAAAAGUACUCUAUCUUCUCCUAUCCCUGCCAUCAGGCGUGAGCAUCACUUCCCUGAGAGCCCUCUGGCCUGUGAAGGAUGCCAAAAGAGAAAGAAAAAACGCAGCAACUACAUGAAUAUUUUCACUUCCUAAAGUGGGUGACAGAAAUUCCCCCCAGGUCAUAUGAUCUUUGCUGAAGCUGCACCAGGAAGAGCAGCAGCAGCCAGCGAGUACAGGGCGUCUCCAUACAAAAGCCUCUGCUGCCUGAGCCAGAGGUCAGAGCAGCUCAGGGAUGUGCAUGCGAAUGCAUGCAUACGUACUAAGGCGAGGUGCAAACAUCCUCCCAGCCGGAUUGCCUCUUGCACAACCCUGAUUCCGUGCAAACUGGCGGACCUUUUAUUUUCCCUCCACCACUCCACUUCAAGCAUGUAUCCAGAGCAGAACUUCUGAGAACGCCACUUCCUCCAGCACAUCUCUCGGAAAACAGCUCUCCUCUCUCCCUGAUUAGAGGUGGCCAUCUGCACCAUGGUGAGGAUGUUGGCAAUGAGAACAUGGGUUGAGCCGGUGGUCGCAGGCUCCCAGGUGGCCAGUGCCUUCUAUGACACAGCGCUGCUGCUGGUGGUGAAGAACUUCUACAACCAGACCAAUUCAACUGCCCCUUCCCACGUACUGGAAGACGCUCAGCAGAAGGCUGUCUCUAAUUUUUAUAUCAUCUACAACCUUGUCCUGGGUCUGAGCCCGCUGGUGUCAGCCUAUGGCUUGUCCAAGCUGGGAGAUAAGGUGCAUCGGAAGAUCCCCAUCUGCAUCUCGCUUCUUGGCUAUUUGGGCUCCAAAUCUCUCCUGCUUCUCCUGAUCCUGCUGGACUGGCCGAUUGAGGUGAUGUAUGGGGCUGCAGCCUUCAAUGGGCUGACAGGCGGCUUCACCACAUUCUGGGCAGGCAUCAUGGCUCUGGGAUCCCUAGGCUCCUCUGAGAGCAGGAGGUCUCUGCGGCUCAUCAUUAUUGAGAUGGUGUAUGGCCUUGCAGGCUUUCUGGGAAGCAUGGCAUCUGGCUACCUCUUUGUUGGCUUCAGCUAUCACUAUCGAGAGGGCACUGUGCUGGUGAGCUGCAGCAUUGCUUGCUAUGCUUUCUGUCUCCUCUACAGUGCUUUUGUGCUGACAGUCCCCAAGCCAGCAGCUUCCAGCCCAGCCAAAGCCAAGAGUGUAGAGGAGGCUGGCGGCCAGCUACCAGCCCACACAGGAGGAGCAGAGAGUGCCCAUCCUUCAGAGAGCAGCAGCCAAACUCCAGUAACACCCUCAAAACUAAUCAUCAUUAUGCUUUUUGUGGCAGCGAUCUUCUAUGAUCUUGCCGUGGUUGGUGCAAUGAAUGUACUUCCACUCUUCUUGAUCAGGGAGCCUUUGAGUUGGAAUGCCGUGGAGAUUGGCCAUGGCAAUGCUGCUGGGUACGCGAUUUUCAUCACCAGCUUCCUGGGGGUACUUGUGUUCUCCAAGUACUUUAAGGACAUUACCAUGAUCAUGAUCGGAGUGGUGUCAUUCAGUGCUGGCAUCCUCAUCAUGGCCUUCGUACGGUGGACUUUCCUGUUCUACAUAGCUCGAGCAGUGAUGCUCUUUGCCCUCAUCCCCUUACCAACCAUCAGGUCCAUGUUGUCCAAGCAUGUUGAAGGAUCAUCCUAUGGUAAGGUGUUUGUCCUGCUGCAGCUGUCCUUAGUUGUCACGGGAGUAGUGACAUCCACGGCCUACAACAAGAUCUACCAAAGCACACUGAACUGGUACAGCGGCUUCUGCUUUGUUCUGUCUUUCCUGGCUGGCUGCCUGUGUCUCCUCCCACUAAGUAUUGUGGCCAUCAAACAACAUUCAAGCACCGGUACUUUUCAGAUUCUGACCAAGUGACAGAAGCUGUACCAUCUAACACAUCUUUUAGUCUCAAUCAAUUCUUUGAGGAAGUGGAAGGUCUGCCAAACAUUUGCCCCUAUAAUUAGCUUCAUUACAGGAAGCAUCUCGUCUACAUCUUCACCUCAUAGCAUGCCACUCUCAGCCACUGAGCUCACCCAGGGCAAAAAAGCUUGCCUUGUUAUUUCUGCAGUACAUCAUCAUGCAGAGUGAUGUAUGCACUGGCUGUAAGACACCGGCAGUGUUCCGAGCAUCUUCUUUUCAUUCCAGGCUACUUAGCAAUAGUGCAGAUGGACAAGAAUAGGGCAGAAAUUGAAGGGGUGUUUCCAAGCACAUCAUCCAACUUAAAAGGGGAAAGCAGUGGAAUGGCCACAGUUCUCCAUUAGUUUCUUCUUGUCCUUCAAUUCUGAAACCUCAGGGCAGUUCUGUGACUUUGUCUUACAUGGCAGAGGUCCAGAAGAAGCACAUUGGGAGUGCACAGUGGUCAGCAGGAUGACCCUAGUUUCUAAAACACUACAGACAAGAGUAAAGAUGACUGAUGUUAUAAAGAAAAAUACACAAACGCCAUAGUGAAAACAAAACCCAUAACAUUAAGGUACAGUUUUUGUAAUCUCUACAAUAAAAUACUUCUUGUUACAUGUUCAUGCUCUUCAUUUCUGAGACUGCCAUGGUAGUGCAAUGAGCUUAUGGGAAGACACCUAUGACUCAGUACCUGGUGUUUCAUCUCACAGCACCAGGUUGUACUGCUCUUGUAGCAGGUCAAGAAUGGGCGAGUGAAGGUCACCACCCCUACAGAUUUUGUGGAGGUGGAGGACUGCCAGCACCAGGCAGCAUUCAUCUUGUAAGCCCAGCCUCAUGCUGGCCAUGCUCCAGCUGAAAGGAACCACAUGCAGUGUGCCAGUUCUCAUCAGAUGUUAUCAGCUAAAUCCAAACAAGCCUCAGAAGACUGGCACGCACUAGAAGGAUCUGUGUUUGGACUAUGUUCCCACUUACAUGCCAACUGAAUUAACAAGGAUUAACUGGCUUCCAGGCUCCUAGACAAUUUAAAAGCUCUUCAGCACCUGUAAUAACCAGGAGGUAAGUCAGGCAGCCCCAGUUUGAGACAGGGAUGUGGCAAGCAGAAAUUGAUUACUCACUAAGCAGCUCUCCCAUUCUGAGCAAACUGCUGCCAUCCCUGUCCUACCACCCCCAGCCCUCACAGCCUUGCCGCAGCUCCAGCCUUUGCUUUCUGGUUGUACCAGUUAUCCACAGCAACAGACAGCUGACACUCAGUUAAAUCAGCAACUGAAUGAGCUUUUAUGGGAGAGGUAUUUCUGUAGUAUGAUAAUAGGUAAAGUACGGUAAAACAGGUAAAGUGCCCAGUAAAGUAAGUGCACACAUCACAUUUCAGUGAAGAAGGUGACAAAAAAUGAAACAUCAAAUUCUACGUAAAGGACUCAUCUUUAAAUACGUUUAUUGGUCCAUUCCAUCAAAUUGAGGUAAACAAGUGGUGCAUUUAAAAAAUGUACACACUAAUAGGGAACUACAAACAAUUUUACCUCAGUGUUUCUCUCAUCAGUAUUAGUUCCAUAGUAAACAAUGAACAUAGUACGAGGGCUGUUCUGAAAGUAAUGCCUCCUUUUUUAUGAUGUUGGCCCACAACAUCAGAGGCAGAUGGCAGUGGUAUAGCAGUAGGGGUGGAACCUUCCCACCAAUAUCCAUUGCAUCUGUUGCCACGUGACAGAUGGCAGCAGAGGGGCACUCUGACAAAAUGGAGUCUGACAUGGAAGUGUGGAUAAAGCAAAGGUGUGUAAUUGCACUCC
Molecule: messenger RNA, 6204 nt
Organism: Numida meleagris (helmeted guineafowl)
Lineage: Eukaryota; Metazoa; Chordata; Aves; Galliformes; Numididae
Gene: SLC46A2
Product: solute carrier family 46 member 2
Exons: 4
Coding region: 3041-4402 (453 amino acids)
Biological process (GO): transmembrane transport
Cellular component (GO): membrane
Molecular function (GO): transmembrane transporter activity
Source: RefSeq, a predicted model, not a curated record